This is a messenger RNA of Coccinella septempunctata (seven-spotted ladybird), 544 nucleotides long. It is a transcript of the gene purple, whose product is annotated as 6-pyruvoyl tetrahydrobiopterin synthase. Bases 91 to 519 code for a protein of 142 amino acids. The transcript has 3 exons. Gene Ontology annotation, molecular function: 6-pyruvoyltetrahydropterin synthase activity. Gene Ontology annotation, cellular component: mitochondrion. The record is from RefSeq and is a predicted model, not a curated record. Gene Ontology annotation, biological process: tetrahydrobiopterin biosynthetic process. Lineage: Eukaryota; Metazoa; Arthropoda; Insecta; Coleoptera; Coccinellidae.
AAAUUAAGCGAUAAGAUAACAUUUAAUUAUUAAUUGUUGUACUCGUACUUUCGUGUUCUGUUUCGUGCAAUACAUUAUUUUUUUAUAAUCAUGGGGGACAAAAACCCUAAAGCCUACCAAACAAGAAGGAUGACCUUUUCAGCUUGCCACCGUUUGAACAGCCCUUUUCUGUCAGCAAUCGAGAAUGAAAAUACGUAUGGAAAAUGUAACCAUAUUAACGGACAUGGGCAUAACUACACCGUGAAGGUAACUCUGUUUGGAGAGAUUCACCCUCAAACCGGGAUGAUAAUGAACAUGACUGACCUAAAAAAAAACAUGCAGGAAGCAAUAAUGAAACCAUUGGACCACAAGAACCUCGAUGCGGAUGUUGAAUACUUCAAGUUGAACCCCAGUACAACAGAAAACCUGACUGUCUUCAUUUGGAGGCAGAUGAAACAAGUGAUGGAAAAACCAGAACUUCUUUACGAGGUUGAAGUUCAUGAAACUGAAAAUAAUAUUGUAUCUUACAGAGGAGAUUAAUUUCAGUAAUAAAGAGUUUAUACAA